ACAUCCGGGUCACUGGUUUCACUACAAUCAGUGCCAUUAGCUGUUGCCAUUAGCUCGUCAAAAUGCAAACGUCCUUUAGUGGAAAAUCGCUUUAGUUCAUCUCUGCAGGUUUUGUUUUCUUUGACGUGCUUUCAAGAUGUUGUGCAAGCAGCCAGCGGGAAAGGUGAGGUUGGAGAUAACAUCCACUGGAGGACGCUGGAUGAUGGGAAGAGAGAAGCUGAGGCCAGCGGACUGCCAAUCAUGCUCAUCAUCCACAAAACCUGGUGUGGAGCCUGCAAAGCACUGAAGCCCAAAUUUGCAGAGUCCAAGGAAAUCUCUGAACUUGCACACAACUUUGUUAUGAUCAACCUGGAGGAUGAGGAGGAGCCAAAGGAUGAAACCUACAGCCCAGAUGGAGGAUACAUUCCUCGGAUUCUUUUCACAGAUCCCAGCGGCAAAGUCCAUCCUGAAAUCACCAACAAGAACGGAAAUCCAAACUACAAGUACUUCUACAGCAACGCCGAGCAGUGGGUGUCCGGUAUGAAGGAGGCGCAGGAGAAGCUGACGGGCGACGCCUCCAAGCAGGGUCACACCGGAGACGAGGCGGGGGUGUGGAGGGGCAGAGGGGCGUCAGGCUGAAGGGCUACACCCCACCCCACCCCCGAGCCUCAGCAACACCCCCCACACAGAACUGAACCAAGACAACCAUUAAAAUCGGUGCUUGAGUAUUUCUUUUUGUCCUGUACGGUAUUUUUUCCAACACUUCCUGUUGUCGUCUACUGUUAAUGCCAUGUACUGUAUCUGUAGACUAACACCAACACAACGCUAGCCAAGUUAGCUGCCAUUACCUCUCACUUGCAUACACUGUUUUGGAAUGGAAACCUCUGGAAAAUGCCAAGUUUGAAGUACAUUUCCAUGUUUGUCACAAUAUGUGAGUCUUUUUGAAGUUUCCCCUAACACCUUGUAUUGCAACUUUUGUAAUAUUUAUGCUUUUACCCAACAAAUGAUAGUGUUUCAUUUGACAUAUUAACAUCUACAGUAAUGUGCUUCCAAAUAUCCUCUACAGUACGUUUAUUAUAAUGUGUUGUUUACCAUGCACAACAACAGGCUCCGUACUUCUGAUUUGUUAUCCUCGGUCUUUAAGCAAUAUUACGUAUUCAUUUAAACCUGCCAAUUAAUGUAUACUUUAGCUAUAUCUAUAAACUUGUUUUCCUGUUGGGGGUUUGUUUGGCUGCUCGUGAAGUGACAACCACUCGGUACCUGUUUUGUUGGUUAAAACUCUUUGAAUGAGGGAUGAACACAUUGGUAAUGUGUCUUGAUGUAUUUUAUACAUGUACACAGCCUGGUGUGCAAAUAAAGUUUGUUGAACUCA
Gymnodraco acuticeps is the source of this 1351-nucleotide messenger RNA. It is a transcript of the gene txndc12, whose product is annotated as thioredoxin domain containing 12 (endoplasmic reticulum). Lineage: Eukaryota; Metazoa; Chordata; Actinopteri; Perciformes; Bathydraconidae. The record is from RefSeq and is a predicted model, not a curated record. Gene Ontology annotation, cellular component: endoplasmic reticulum.